AUGGAGGUAGAACCAGUAGAACCACAAUCACUGAAGAAGCUAAGCUUCAAGUCUCUCAAACGCGCACUCGAUCUCUUCUCCCCCGUUCAUCAACAACUUGCUCCUCCCGAUCUCGAAAGCAAGAAAAUUCGUAUCAAUUACAAGGUCAAUGCUGAGUAUGGUGGAAUUAAAAAUACUACUCAACCUCCCCAGCAGACAAAGGAUAACUCUCAACAAGCAGGGUCUUCUAACGCACUUGCUCUUCCAGGUCCAGGAAAUUCGGAUCUUCCAAAAGGAGGGCCCCAAAAAGCUUUGGUUGUUGGUCCAGCUAUGCCAUCCACAGCAACGAAUGGUCUUGGUUCUCAGGGAAAAAGUACAUUAGUUGUUUCUUCAUCUGGCUCAUCCGAAAGGAAUUUCUCAACAUCUGCUUUGAUGGAAAGAAUGCCAAGUAAAUGGCCACGACCUGUGUGGCAUGCACCAUGGAAAAACUACAGGGUCAUCAGUGGUCACUUAGGAUGGGUGAGAUCUGUUGCCGUUGAUCCCAGUAAUACAUGGUUUGCCACUGGUUCUGCAGAUCGAACUAUCAAGAUAUGGGACCUGGCAAGUGGUGUUCUAAAGCUCACAUUAACAGGCCACAUCGAACAAGUAAGAGGCCUUGCUAUUAGCAGCAAACAUACAUACAUGUUUUCUGCUGGUGACGAUAAACAAGUUAAAUGUUGGGAUCUUGAACAGAAUAAGGUUAUUAGGUCUUAUCAUGGCCAUCUGAGUGGUGUUUAUUGCUUGGCUAUUCAUCCCACAAUUGACAUUUUACUGACUGGGGGACGUGAUUCUGUCUGCCGGGUCUGGGACAUACGUAGCAAAAUGCAGAUUCACGCUCUUUCAGGUCACGAGAACACUGUCUGCUCUGUGUUCACACGGCCAACGGAUCCUCAAGUUGUCACUGGUUCUCAUGAUUCUACAAUCAAGAUGUGGGACCUUAGAUAUGGUAAAACAAUGUUAACUCUUACAAACCAUAAAAAGUCUGUUCGAGCUAUGGCUCCACAUCCUAAAGAGCAAGCUUUUGCAUCUGCAUCGGCUGAUAAUAUUAAAAAGUUCACCCUUCCAAAAGGAGAGUUUUGUCACAAUAUGCUUUCUCAACAGAAAACUAUUAUCAAUGCAAUGGCUGUCAAUGAGGAGGGUGUUAUGGUUACUGGAGGUGACAAUGGCAGUAUGUGGUUCUGGGAUUGGAAGAGUGGUCACAAUUUCCAGCAAUCUCAAACAAUUGUACAACCUGGUUCCCUGGACAGCGAGGCUGGUAUCUAUGCUUUAACCUAUGAUGUUACGGGUACGAGGCUUAUAUCAUGCGAAGCCGACAAGACCAUAAAAAUGUGGAAAGAAGAUGACAAUGCCACACCAGAAACACAUCCCCUUAACUUCAGGCCUCCUAAAGACAUUCGUCGCUUCUAG
Messenger RNA from Lathyrus sativus (Indian pea), 1425 nucleotides. NCBI's taxonomy places the organism in Eukaryota, Viridiplantae, Streptophyta, Magnoliopsida, Fabales, Fabaceae. The record is from the annotation of a GenBank genome assembly.